Pogonomyrmex barbatus (red harvester ant) is the source of this 500-nucleotide messenger RNA. RefSeq names its product RING-box protein 2. NCBI's taxonomy places the organism in Eukaryota, Metazoa, Arthropoda, Insecta, Hymenoptera, Formicidae. The record is from RefSeq and is a predicted model, not a curated record. Gene Ontology annotation, molecular function: zinc ion binding.
UAGAAAUUACUCACGAUCACUUGUCGCUACUUGUCGUGCUGAUCGGAUCAGAGACCGCAUAGAUCUCGUUCCAGUGUUUCUAACCUUAAAAUCUUAACAUGGGUGAUACCGAGGAUCCGGGAGACCGGAAUGACGGUGACAAUCAAAAGAAUGACAAGAUGUUUACCCUGAAGAAAUGGAACGCCGUCGCCAUGUGGAGCUGGGACGUGGAAUGUGACACUUGUGCCAUUUGUAGAGUUCAGGUUAUGGAUGCCUGCCUGCGAUGCCAAGCGGAAAAAAAGGAAGUUUACGGCCGACAGGAUUGCGUGGUCGUUUGGGGCGAGUGCAAUCAUUCGUUUCAUUACUGCUGUAUGUCGCUUUGGGUUAAACAGAACAAUCGUUGUCCAUUGUGUCAGCAAGAGUGGUCCAUUCAACGAAUGGGAAAAUAAUCUUUACGUGACUGCAGCCUCUAAUCUUUUGUUGCGACUGUUCAAUCACAUUAAUCAUAACGGAUUCGAAAG